GGCCGCUCGAUGCGGCGCGGCACCGCGUCGCGAUGUGCUUCGCGUACGCAGUCGGUGCCGGUCCAGCGACUGAUUUGGAGAGAGCAGUUCUUUUCUUGAUCUUUCUUGCCGAGGAAGAGAACGGAGUGAACGGCACAAGUGUGGAAAGUCAACGCGAGAGAUCGCAAUGUCGACGAAGCUGCAACUGCUGUUGGUCGCGCUGCUUCUGGCGGUCCUGAUAGUGGACGUGUCCGCCCAGCGUAAACGGAAAUAUCGGCGUCGUACGACCACGACGGAGGCACCCGUGCAAGAUGAGAUCAUGAACAUGCUGGAGGCUGACGAAAUAGCCGAGGAGGCGGCGACGGCGGAGGAGGCUGAGGUCACUCUUGAAAAUGGCAGAAACGAGGCUGGAUCGAAGCAGCAGCGUUUGCUCCAGGCGGACCCGUGCAUGGACAAACAUUGCGGCGCUGGUCGCGUUUGCAAGAGCACGGAGGAGGGCACGGCUGAGUGCGUUUGCGUGGAGCUCUGUAACCAGGAGGUCGAUCCGCGUCGCAAGGUCUGCACCAACUACAAUGAGACCUUUGGCAGCGAUUGCGAGGUCUACCAGGCACGUUGCUUCUGUGACACCGGUGACGCCAGGUGCAGAGGCCCCGACUAUAAACAUAUCCACAUCGAGUACUACGGCGAAUGCCGACAGAUGCCUAUGUGUAAGGAGGAGGACAUGGCUGACUUUCCCAGGCGAAUGCGCGACUGGCUGUUCAACAUAAUGCGCGAUCUGGCAGACCGUCAGGAACUGCCGUCGCAUUAUCUGAAGAUGCAACGCGAGGCUGAGACCAAUCACACUUUGCGCUGGGCGAACGCAGCCAUCUGGAAAUGGUGCGACCUGGACGGCCACCCGCACGAUCGAACGGUGUCGAGGCACGAGCUAUUCCCGAUCAGGGCGCCCUUGAUGGCUCUCGAGCAUUGCAUCGCGCCCUUCCUCGACUCCUGCGACAGCAACGACGAUCACAAGAUCACGCUGCUCGAGUGGGGGAAGUGUCUGCAGCUCGACGAGGACGACAUAGAGGACAAGUGUGACGAGCUGGCGGAGGCAAACCAGGAGCAAUAUUAGAUAGGAUCCGCGGCGGGCGAUCUCCUCCUCCUCGGAGUUGGACAACAACAAGCGCGAGCGAUGCGGCGUGCGCGAGAGCGAGACGGCGGGACGGUGGGACGCGAGGCGAGCACAAUAGGGGGGUUCGGGAAAGGCCGUCGGGACGGAGGGUGUGAAGGGCGCAGGUGACGCGCAGAGGUAGGGUAGGGCAGAGUGCGACGGCUGGGUAAAAAUGGCGGGAAAAAUCCCCGCCAACGUGAGCGCACGGGCGCCUGCACGCAAGCGCUGACGCGCCGCGCGUCGACGAGUCGAUACGGACGUGAGAGAGAAGUAUCGUCGUUUCUGCCGAUAUACGCGCGCCGGCCAGCCAGCCCAGCCGACAACCGACAACCGACGACGAAUCGAGCCCUCGACGCCUCAAUAAUACAGGCGUCGCCCCCGCCUGUCGUCGUCGUCGUCGUCGGUGCUCGGGAUCUGCGGAUCCGCGGCCCGACGAGAGAAAGAAAGAAUUUGAAUCUCGGCGUAAUCGAACACCUUCGCUCUCGAUACUUGGAAUCGCAUGAUGCAAUUAAUUUGAAUUUAAGCAUCGAAGGUCGAACGCAACGCAUGUAGAUCCGAAAAAUUCAUCCACCCGGAAGGGAACUGCAGGAAUACCAGAGAAACGCUUCGGCAUCAAUUGGACUUGAUUUGAAUUCGUAUAAACGAAACUGUAUUUCGAUUACGCGCGAAUAAAUAAAUAAUAUGGUGGAAAUUACUCGCCCGGAGUUUCGUCUGAAAACGCGCCCGUACAAUCGCGAAGCUAAAAAUAAACGCAGACAGGGUAGAUUUUAUCGACGAACGCGCAGAUUCGAAAUAUUUGAAUAGCGUCACACGGGAAUGGGUAUUUACUUCCCCGCUCGCCAUUUUGCGAUCGUUCCGCCGCCCGCAAAUCCGCGAACCGUUCUAAAUUAUUUUUUAUAGAAUGGAAUAUUAUUAUGAAAAUUCUUCCGAGAAAGGAUAUUGUUGUAUUACGACAGAAGGUUUAGGAUAUUUUAUGACCGAUUCGAUCGCGCCCGUCGUAGCAUAAUUUCAAAGUAUAACCCCGUAGCGCACAAUUUUCUAUAUGCGACUCUUUUGUAUGAAAUCACUGCCUUUUUCCAACAAUAAAGAGAAAUAACAAUG
Molecule: messenger RNA, 2230 nt
Organism: Monomorium pharaonis (pharaoh ant)
Lineage: Eukaryota; Metazoa; Arthropoda; Insecta; Hymenoptera; Formicidae
Gene: SPARC
Product: SPARC
Exons: 6
Coding region: 167-1090 (307 amino acids)
Biological process (GO): anatomical structure development
Molecular function (GO): calcium ion binding; collagen binding; extracellular matrix binding
Source: RefSeq, a predicted model, not a curated record